Molecule: messenger RNA, 1664 nt
Organism: Balaenoptera acutorostrata (minke whale)
Lineage: Eukaryota; Metazoa; Chordata; Mammalia; Artiodactyla; Balaenopteridae
Product: ubiquitin-associated protein 1-like
Biological process (GO): ubiquitin-dependent protein catabolic process via the multivesicular body sorting pathway
Cellular component (GO): ESCRT I complex
Molecular function (GO): ubiquitin binding
Source: RefSeq, a predicted model, not a curated record
GUGACGGCCUGGCCUGGGGAGGGCAGAGUUGGAGGUAGUGGUGUUCGCUCUCCCUAGGCGCCAUCAGGAGCUCAGCGGGGACCGAGCCUGGGAGGCCAGUCGGCGGCAGCACCUUUCAGCUUCUGGAACAGCAGCGGCAGCGUUCAGGUUCUAAAUGGCUUCUAAGAAGUUGGGUGCAGAUUUUCAUGGGACUUUCAGUUACCUUGAUGAUGUCCUUAAGAUAGGAGACAAAUUCAAAACACCAGCUAAAGUUGGUCUACCUAUUGGUUUCUCCUUGCCUGACUGUUUGUGGGUUGUCAGAGAGGUACAGAAUGGCUUCUCUUUGAAAAAGAAAACCAUUGAGUGGGCUGAAGAUAUUAAGAAAAUCCAAGAAGCCCAGUGGGAAGCAGAGCGCAAGGCUGAGGAAGCAGAAGCUAAAGUGAAUUCUAAGAGUGGCCCAGAGGGUGACAGCAAAAUGAGCUUCUCCAAGACUCACAGUACAGCCACAAUGCCACCUCCUAUCAACCCCAUCCUUGCCAGCUUACAGCAUAACAGCAUCCUCACCCCGACUCGGGUCAGCAGCAGUGUCACAAGACAGAAAGUUCUCAGCCCACCCCACACAAAGGCAGAUUUCAAUCCUGCUGACUUUGAGUGUGAAGAAGACCCGUUUGAUAAUCUGGAGUUAAAAACUAUUGAUGAGAAGGAAGAGCUGAGAAACAUUCGGGUAAGAACCAGUGGACCCAUUAUGGCCCAGUUAUUGGACAGUAACUUGCCUAGAGGUGGCUCUGGGUCUGUGUUACAGGAUGAGGAGGUCCUGGCAUCCCUAGAUUUCAAGCCUCUUAACAAACCCAACGGCUUUAUAACCUUACCACAGUUGGGCAACUGUGAAAAGAUGUCACUGUCUUCCAAAGUGUCCCUCCCCCCCAUCCCUGCAGUAAGCAAUAUCAAGUCCCUGUCCUUCCCCAAACUUGACUCUGAUGACAGCAGUCAGAAGACAGCCAAGAUGGCAAGCACUUUCCACAGCACAUCCUGCCUCUGCAGUGGCACAUUCCGGAAUUCCCUGAAGCCUUCCACCCAAAGCAGUGCCAGUGAGCUCAAUGGGCAUCAUACUCUUGGGCUUUCAGCUUUGAACUUGGACAGUGGCACAGAGGUGCCAACCCUGACCCAUUCCCAGAUGCCUUCCCUCUCUGUCUUGUCUGUGUGCACAGAAGAAUCAUCACCUCCAAAUACCUGUCCCAAGGUCACACCUCCUAAUUCCUCAAUGUCACAAGUGCCCAACACUCCCAGCUGUCCCCAGGCUUAUUCUGAACUGCAGACGCUGUCCCCCAGUGAGCGGCAAUGUGUGGAGACGGUGAUCAACAUGGGCUACUCAUAUGAGUGUGUCUUGAAAGCCAUGAAGAAGAAAGGAGAGAAUAUUGAGCAGAUUCUCGACUAUCUCUUUGCACAUGGACAGCUCUGUGAGAAGGGCUUUGACUCUCUUUUAGUGGAAGAGGCUCUGGAAAUGCAGCAGUGUUCAGAGGAAAAGAUGAUGGAGUUUCUUCAGUUAAUGAGCAAAUUUAAGGAAAUGGGCUUUGAACUGAAAGAUAUUAAGGAAGUUCUGCUAUUACACAACAAUGACCAGGACACUGCUUUGGAAGACCUCAUGGCUCGGGCGGGAGCCAGCUGAGACCAGGCCCUGCCUAGGC